Molecule: messenger RNA, 5729 nt
Organism: Salvelinus fontinalis (brook trout)
Lineage: Eukaryota; Metazoa; Chordata; Actinopteri; Salmoniformes; Salmonidae
Product: ubiquitin-like domain-containing CTD phosphatase 1
Exons: 11
Coding region: 226-1182 (318 amino acids)
Biological process (GO): protein dephosphorylation
Cellular component (GO): nucleus
Molecular function (GO): protein binding; protein serine/threonine phosphatase activity
Source: RefSeq, a predicted model, not a curated record
UCACAGGAAGGUGCAAACCAAGCGUGCUUGGUCACAAACCGGGUCGGGCAUCAUUGGGAGAAAGGAAGAAUUGCUGAUUAAUCAACGCUGAAUGAGUUUUCAGAAAUCACCUACUUUAUUAAUUUAUUCCCCAUCGUAGCUAGUACGUGUUCCUGUACACCACAUAAACGAAGGGUUUUGUGACACAGCGCAAUUUUUAGGUGCCUGUCUGAGCUUUGCGCCAGCAUGUCUGUGUCUGUAAUCAUUAAAUGGGGUGGACAGGACUACUCCAUCAGUACACUCUCCGAAGAGGACACUGUGCUGGACCUCAAGCAGUCUAUCAAGUCCCUGACUGGGGUUCUUCCAGAGAGACAGAAACUCCUAGGAUUAAAAGUCAAAGGUAAACCAGCAGAGGAUGACGUGAAGCUGGGCUCACUGAAGCUGAAACCCAAUACCAAGAUCAUGAUGAUGGGCAGCAGAGAGGAGAGUCUGGAAGACGUUUUAGCACCUCCCCCGGAGAAUGAUGACGUUGUCAAUGACUUUGACAUUGAAGAAGAGGUGAUUGAAGUAGAGAACAGAGAGGAGAACUUGGCCAAGAUAGCCCGCCGUGUCAAAGACUACAAAGUGGAGGAGAUGAACCCACCCAGGGAAGGAAAGAGGCUGCUAGUACUAGAUGUGGACUACACAUUGUUUGAUCACAAGUCAUGUGCAGAGACAGGUCAAGAGCUCAUGAGGCCUUUUCUCCAUGAGUUCUUGACCUCUGCGUUCGAAGACUAUGACAUUGUAAUUUGGUCUGCCACGAGUAUGAAGUGGAUUGAUGCUAAAAUGAAAGAGCUGGGAGUGACAGACAACCCUAACUACAAGAUCACCUUCAUGCUGGACAGUGCAGCCAUGAUCACAGUGCACACACCUAAGAGGGGUGUAGUGGAGGUGAAGCCUCUCGGGGUGAUAUGGGGCAAGUACAGUGAGUUCUACAGCAAGAGGAACACCAUCAUGUUCGACGACAUUGGCAGGAAUUUCCUCAUGAACCCACAGAACGGACUGAAGAUUCGUCCAUUCAUGAAAGCGCACUUAAACCGUGAGAAAGACAAAGAGCUCUUCAAACUGUCUCAGUAUCUUAAAGAGAUUGCCAAACUGGAGGACUUCUCUUUUCUCAACCACAAGCAUUGGGAGCGGUAUCUGUCAAAGAAACAGAGCCAGUGAGAGCAUUGUUGUGGAUAUGUGAAGGGACGGUCAUUCCUCAACCAGGAACAGUGCUGGACACUGAAGCCCUCACCAUACUACUACUGCCUGUUUCUGACUGGGAGCUGUUUCCCAUUGUAUGGCUUGUUCUUUGAUUUCUGUUCUCUCCCCCCCCCCCCCCCCCCCCUCAUCUCUGAAAUUCUUUGUUACCUUCAGUAUAACAGUUCUGUCACCUAUCCAUAAACCGGGAGACACACGGUAAGUACUGUACACAUACCGGUACACAGUUUACAUUCAAUGGUUUUUGUUAGGUUUCAUCCAAUCGCUCUUUCAGAGUAGUGACUCUAUCAUCUGUAGCUAUACGAACAUGUUCUAUACUGGUACCGUUGCAUAUUCUCUUUCUCUCCCCCCCGGCUCUCUCCCUUAUGGCACCGUACCAAGUAGAGAUGGUGAAGCUAGCACAGGAACUGACUUUUACUGAGUGCACCUGACACUGAGGUAGAGUUGAUCAGACAGGUUACUUAACUAACCAGUGAGGUGGAUUAGGCCUCUGUUAGGAUGAUGUCCAUAUGCUGCUGCUUGUCACAGAGGUCAUUUCAGGAGGUGGAAGAUGUUGUCCAACAGGCAGUUUAGUUUAUGUCAUUGUGUACUGACAUCAGCUAUGCCUGCCGGGAAAUAACAUCUACAGUGCCUUCAGAAAGUAUUCACACCCUCCACAUUGUGUUGUUAGUCUGAAUUUAAAAUGGAUUUACAUAAAGAUUUUGUCACUGGCCUUCACACAUUACCUGAUAAUGUCAAAGUGGAUUUUUUUUUUCUUCUACAAAUUUACAAAUGAAAAGCUGAAAUGUCUUGAAUCACUAACUAUUCAACCCCUUUUAUGGCAAGCCUAAAUAAGUUCAGGAGUAAAAAUGUGCUUAACAAGUUACAUACGUUGAAUAGUGUUUAACAUUAUUUUUGAAUGACUACCUCAUCUCUGUACCCCACACAUACAAUUAUCUAUAAGGUCCCUCAGUCGAGCAGUGAAUUUCAAACACAUAUUCAACCACAAAGACCAGGCAGGUUUUUCCAAUGCCUCACAAAGAUUGGUAGAUGGGUAAAAAAAAGCAGACAUUGAAUUUUCCUUUGAGCAUGGCGAAGUUAUUAAUUGCACUUUGGAUGGUGUAUCAAUACACCCAGUCACUAAGAUACAGGCGUCUUUUCUAACUUAGUUGCCGGAGAGGAAGGAAACCGCUCAGGGAUUUCACCAUGAGGCCAAAGGUGACUUUAAAACAGUUUGAGUUUAAUGGCUGUUAUAGAACUGAGGAUGGAUCAACAUUGUAGUUAUCUACAAUACUAACCUAAAUGAGUCAAAAGAAAGAAGCCUGUACAGAAUAAAAAUAUUCAAAAACAUACAUCCUGUUUGCAAUAAGGCAUUGCAAAAAUAAAACUGCACAAAAUAUGGCAAAGAAAUUAACUCUGUCCUGCAUACAAAGUGUUAUGUUUCCAAGCAUGGUGGUGGCUGCAUCAUGUUAUGGGUAUGCUUGUCAUCAGUAAUGAUUAUGGACUUUUUUUUGUAUAAAAAUAAAUAGAUAGAGCUAAUAGAGCUAAGCACAGGCAAAAUCCUAGAGGAAACCCUGACUGUCUGCUUUUCAACUGACAAAUUAGGGCAAUUACCUCAAACACAAGGCCAAAUAUACACUGGAGUUGCUUACCAAGAUGACAUUGAAUGUUCCUGAGUGGCCUAGUUACAGUUUUGACUUUAAAUCUAUUUCAAAAUCUAUGGCAAGACUUAAAUGGCUGUCAUCAACCAACUUGGCAGAGAUGGAAGAAUUUAAAAAGAACAAUCCAGGUGUGGAUGUAUUGACUCAGCGGGUUGAAUACUUAUGUAAUCACCAUAUAUAUUUUAUUGAUGUAGAAUUUAAAAUUAUAUAUGUAAUUUUUUUUUUUUUAUGUUACAAUUUGUCUUCCACUUUGACAUUAGAGUAUCUUGUGUAGAUCAUUGACAAAAUAAAUUACAAUUAAAUCCAUUUUUCAUCCCAUUUUGUAACUACAAAAUGUGGAAGAAGUCUAGGGGUGUGAAUACUUUCUGAAGGCACUGUGCGUGUGGCUAAACCAUUAUUAUUAUUAUUAUGCAUUUGACCGAAUUUUGAUUUGAGCUGAACACUUUUGUCAUUCUCAGGCAACUGUUAAGGCCACUGAAGUUAAUGAACCAAACUAUACUUGUUGUAGAAUGAUUGAAAAUAAGUUGGAAAAAGGCACGUAUGUUGUUUUUGAAGGUGGGUGGGGAAAUUAAAAGGCAUUGUGUUAGACUCAGCACAAGCACUAGCCACUAAACUGCUCAAAUUCUCAACAUUUUUUAUGAUGUUUAUUUGGAAAUAGAAUUGUGUUUUCAGUUGGAUAGUUGGAAGAAUGGAUAUGGUUCUGAACAUUGAAUGAAAUAGAUAUUUGUAUCUGUUUACUAGUAUUCUCAUUAAGAGGCAAUUGAACAGUCUUUGACAGUAUUUAGGUUAAUUCAAUAUUUGCCAACAUUUUGCUUUAUUAGCUCUAACACUAAAGCAUCAAUGCUCUCACGUCACCCCGCAAAGUUAUGCAAUAAUCUAAAGAUCAACCGCUAUCAGAGGAUAUGAACACAUGUCAGGGUUUACAGAAUAUUUUCAACUCUGUUAUUUUCUGUUUUGGAUUGUCAAAUAUUUAUUUUACAGACUAACUUUGUUUUCUUGUAAAGAAUAUGUUUUGCUACCUUCAUGUCAGGUGGCAAAGGUCAAUUUUUAAAUAAGCAUUUCCGUUGUUAAAUUAAGGUACUAUCACAGAGUUUCUAAACCCAGAGGCGCAACAUCGCGAGCUUCCGGAAAACGCUUGCGAAACAGACUAGCUGUUUGAGACGUCAAUGGGAGAAGGGAAAUGAUUCUUCCUUAGUAGUACAUGUUUUCUCAAUCUAAAGGCACAACCUAGAUUUGAGCCAAUGUCUUAGGUAGUUGAACAUGCUAUUACUCCAACCUUGUGACAAACUGACACGUUUUCGUCCAAAACUUUAUAUCGAAGGAGUGCCUUUGAUUUGAUGGCCUUUUAGACCCGACGACGUGCUUCUAAACCAGCUUAGCUAUCCAACGUCGCCAUGACAUCAUCUACGGGUGGGAUUGGGGAUUUCUGUUGGAGAAGCUGUUUUAGCCUAUCUUCAUACUGUACUGUCUUUGGUACUCUCAUUUACCAAGCUGUGUGUACUCUUGUCUACAUGCAUCUUAGGCACUGAAUACACACUUGGAUAACUGACAUUCAGUAUGUAUGGUAACGCAUGUCUGUUGCUGAAGCAGCACUUUUCAAACUAUUAUUUGUUUAGUUCUCAGCUUGUCAUAUUUGUUACCUCAGUUAAGUUUGCUUCACAAUCACAUGAUUUGUGAAAGUUGAGGAAACCAUCACAUUUGUCCUGUGAGAUUUCAUUUGCAGACUGUUGUUAUACUCCCCUAUGUAUAUAUUUGGACAGUGAAACAACUAAAAUGUUUAAUUUGGCUCUAUACUCCAGAUUUUAGGAUUUUAAGAUCAAAUGUUUUAUAUGAUGCAACAGUCCAUAAUGUCACCUUUUUAUUUGAUGGUAUUUUUAUACAUCUGUUUUUACUUUUUAGAAAUGCCCCUACAAACCUGUUGGAUGUUUUGGUUAUGUUUAGAUUAUGUUGUGCACAAUAGAAAUUAAAGUCAUCCAAAAAGUCUGUACAGUCAAGCUUGAUGUAGCCAUGGCACACUAGGAAUGUAAACUAAAUACUCAACUUUUGACAAUUUAAUACACUAAGUGAAUUUGUCCAAAUACUUAUGACCCCUUCAAAUGGGGGGGACUAGAUACAUAAAGUGUAUUCAUUCCUAAACAGUAAAACAGAAAGCACCUUCAAAUAAAAGGUGACAUUCUAUGCUUUCACCUCAUAUAAAACAUGUUGAUCUGAAAUCCAUAGUGUAGUGCCAAAUUAAAAGUUUUAAGUUUCACUGUCCAAGUACGUAGGAUGAGUGUCGGACAACGCAAACAUGUUUUUAACAAACGGACACCGGAUUCCGGUUGUGAACGUAUCCCGACUGUAAAUAAAAGAUUACACUUUUUAGAAAAUACGCUUUUGGAGUCCGAUUUUUACACACAGUCGUCUCGUCAUUUUUGAAUUAGUGUAAACCAUUGUAAAUACUCACCUGUUCCAAGUUUUUUGAAAAGUCAUCUAAAUAUGAUUUGCUUUGUUGAUUCCGACGCAAACAAAUGAACAUGAGCGUGAAUCAGAGUGUAGUACCUUUUUAUUUUUGCGUCUAUUUAAUCAUUUAAGCAAACAUCUUCGUGCUACAGCAAUGACAACCAUCUUGGAAAAGAGAUGACAUAACAUAAAUAAUGGUGUAAUUACAUUUCAGAAUUUUUACAAAUAAAUAAAUAAAAAUCACAACAAACAUGGUAUACUAGCUACAUUUCAUAACUUGUCUUCAGUAUAAUGUAAAAUAUUUGUUUCUGUACAGUGACCAGACUAUUACAUAUUUGGAUGUAUUGGUUGAAGCUGAGGAAUGGUAUGUUGUCGCUCUUCAUCUGGGUUUCCUUGCCUUUUUACAAUAAAGAGACAGAAAUUAGA